Paramecium sonneborni is the source of this 1033-nucleotide messenger RNA. The record is from the annotation of a GenBank genome assembly. NCBI's taxonomy places the organism in Eukaryota, Ciliophora, Oligohymenophorea, Peniculida, Parameciidae.
AUGAUUUUUGAUCUUUAACCACCAUCUCCAUCUCUAUCUCCUAACUCUAGAGUUCGAUACUAUUAAGAAUAGUUAGAUAAAGCUCAUGAAAUUAUAGAUCAAUUAGAAAUUUUACUACAUGAAAAAGAACUACAAAAAUCUUAAACUAAUCAUCCUUCUAAUUGCUAAGUAUUUAUACCUCCUCUUUCAUUUCAUUCAAAAUCACCUAGUAUUAAUGGUGAAAGAUCAAAAAGUUAUGUUGCUACUCCUUAAUAAUAUUCCACUCCUAGAGAUCCCAGAAAUCGUAUGUCUAUGGGUAAUUAAAGCUCUAUCAAAUAUAUUGAAGAAAUGAAAACAAGACAUACAGAACUUGUUUAAUAAUUCAAAGAAGAUAAUUCAUAUAAAGAAUUAAAAAAUAAAGAAAUCAAUGAUCAUAUCUAAGAACUAAAAACAGAAUUAAUUUAUUGUUAACAAAAAUAAACUAUUACUAAAAAAGAAAAAAUAUAAUCCUAAUAAUAAUUGGAACACCUCCAAAAUGAAAUUGAAAACAUUCAAUACUAAUUAAAUAAUUCCAAACAAUAAGGAUUGUUGUUAUACUAAAAACUAUAACAAUUUAAAUAAAAUAAUUAAGAUACUGAAUUCUAAGAAGAAGAAUCAGAGAAAAAUCAUAAAUUAGCAACUCCUUAAUCAUAACAAAAUAGUAAAUUCAAAAAUUCUACUAGUCAUAAAAAACUUAUGUAAACUUUACAAUAAGAAAUUGAAUUACUUGAAGCUUAAAAACAACAAUAUUUUAACACUUCUGUUUCAAAUUUCGAAGAAAAAGAAAUUGAAACUAAUCAUUUUAAUGAUAGAAUAGUAAAAAAUGUUUAAUUUCUAUAUUUAGAUCGAAAGUAAAUAAUAAAAUUUAAGGAUUGAUACUUUAGAUGAUGUAAGAUUAGUAACAGAUUCUGGUUAUAAAUUAUUUACAUAAGUAGAUUAAGAUAAUGAAUCAGUAAAGUCCUUUAAAAUUAAAAAGUAGAAACCAAGAAGUUGUGAAUCAUGUAUCAUAUUCUGA